AUGGGCAGCCACCUCGACGAGGUGAAGCGGAUGGUGGCCGAGUACCGCCAGCCCUUGGUGAAGAUCGAGGGCGCCAGCCUCCGCAUCGCGCAGGUGGCCGCCGUGGCCGCCGGCGCUGGCGAGGCCCGCGUCGAGCUCGACGAGUCCGCCCGUGGCCGGGUCAAGGCCAGCAGCGACUGGGUCAUGAACAGCAUGAUGAACGGCACCGACAGCUACGGCGUCACCACCGGCUUCGGCGCCACGUCCCACAGGAGGACCAAGGAGGGCGGCGCUCUCCAGAGGGAGCUCAUCCGGUUCCUCAACGCUGGCGCAUUCGGCACCGGCACCGACGGCCACGUCCUGCCGGCCGAAGCCACGAGGGCGGCCAUGCUCGUCCGCAUCAACACCCUGCUCCAGGGGUACUCCGGCAUCCGCUUCGAGAUCCUGGAGGCGAUCGUCAAGCUGCUCAAUGCCAACGUCACGCCGUGCCUGCCGCUCCGCGGCACGGUCACCGCGUCCGGCGACCUCGUGCCGCUCUCCUACAUUGCCGGCCUCGUCACCGGGCGCGAGAACUCUGUUGCAGUCGCCCCGGAUGGCAGCAAGGUGAACGCCGCAGAGGCGUUCAAGAUUGCCGGCAUCCAGGGCGGCUUCUUCGAGCUGCAGCCCAAGGAGGGUCUUGCGAUGGUGAACGGCACGGCCGUGGGCUCUGGCCUUGCCUCCACCGUGCUCUUUGAGGCGAACAUCCUAGCCAUCCUUGCCGAGGUCCUGUCCGCCGUGUUCUGCGAGGUCAUGAACGGCAAGCCGGAGUACACCGACCACCUGACCCACAAGCUGAAGCACCACCCGGGACAGAUCGAGGCGGCUGCCAUCAUGGAGCACAUCUUGGAGGAAGCUCCUACAUGA
Miscanthus lutarioriparius is the source of this 882-nucleotide messenger RNA. NCBI's taxonomy places the organism in Eukaryota, Viridiplantae, Streptophyta, Magnoliopsida, Poales, Poaceae. The record is from the annotation of a GenBank genome assembly.